CAUCUAUGUGGUCAUGAUCGCAUGCAUCCCAACAUUGCUCAUUGAUAGUAUGAUCAUGUUCAAGCUAUCCUCUCACAUUUGCAUUGAUUCCUUGAGAUAUUGACUCGUUCCUACUAUAUCUUUCCCAAGCGUCUCGGAGAGUCUUAUCAUCUUGCUAAGCAAAGUGUUUGAUGGUGGGAAGUAUCUAGCCAUGAACUUCCCCAUGAGAUCAUCCCAAGAAGUUAUGGACAAAGGAGCUUGGUUGUUAAGCCAUAGUCUUGCUCUUCCACUCAAUGAAUAUGGAAACAAUCUUAGGCGAAGCGCCUCUUGAGAUACCCUGUUCAUCUUAAUCCCAUCUGUGAAUUCCAAGAACCGAUUGAUGUGGUCUCUUAGAGCCCCAUGGUUGAGUCCUUGGGAUAGGGGGUCGUUUGCUCGAGUCAUUUGGUGGUGGUGGUGGGGGGGGGGGGGGGGGGAAUGCAUGAGUCAUUUCGUUCAGACAAAAGUCUCAAAUGACUCUAUUUAGUCAUUUCCAAAUGACUAAUUAUUUAGCCAAAAAAUUUCAAUUAUAUCAUUGCCACUUUUUCAUACUCACACUUCUAUCCUUCUGUUUUUAUCAUUUGUUUAAUUGUUUCCCUAAUCACUACCUUGUCGCCACCCGUAAUUUUUUUCUCCCAAAUUUCACAAGCGACUUAUAACACCAAAAUGGUGUUAUUUACCUUGCCCUUAUUAGGUGAAAUUGUGUUAAAAUGAUCUCCAAUUGUUUUACAAAAUGUCAUUUACAUGCCCAUUUCGUUACUUUUCGUUUAUGAUGUUGUUUUGGGAUGGACAAGAAUGUGUAGCAGUAGAACCAAGCAGAAGGACCAAACAGGGCAAAGAUCGCAGCCGAAGGACCCAAGUUCCCGACCUGAAGAUAGAUCGCGAACCUGCCAGCAGAUCGCAGGCCAAGGCCAGAAGACCGCGGCUGCGAAGUCGAGCACGCUGACCGCAAACUCUGGAAAUGGACGUCGUUGGGAGAAUAGAGAGUUUCCCCACUCUCUUCGUGAGCAGCGUAGUUUUUUUCCAAGGAAAAAGAUAACGCCCACGACGCGGUGGUUCGCGGUCGCGAUUUCCCUUCUUCAGAACGCGAACUUGCCCGAGAUUUCCAGCCCCUAUAAAUAGAAGAGCUGCUGGAGUGAAAAAGGAGAGCCGUCUUGGGGUGACAAAAUUAGGAUUUUGGAGUGCUUUAGAGAGAAACACCUUGGGAGAGGUUCAUUGAAGAUCCAUGAAACCCAAGGAGCAAGGAGAAGAAGCUUGAUUCCAUCAUUCCCCUGUUCUAGUUUGUAUUUUCUUCUUCUCUCUAAUGACUUGAAUCUCUAGUGGGUGUUUAGGGUAGAUGAACCAUAAUUAUAGGUUGUGAAUGUUUGGAUUUUGAAUGAAUGAAUGUGUUUGUCUAGUUUAUUUUAAUGCCACUCCUUCCUAAUGACGAUGCUUGGGUAAGUCACACUAAUCUUCCCUCUUAGCCUACUUUAUGCUACCACGCUGGGUAUGGAGUUAUAGGGUUAGACGGGUAUGUGUCAUCUGGCGAGUUUAGAUUAGAUGUGUGAAUGGGGGCCUAUAGUGGUCGAGGCGACCAAACCCCUGCUAUAGGUAGCCUUCCUAGAUGAAACCUCGGUAUGGAUGGUGGAUAGUGUCCAUUGAAAUGAGCCAUAAGCUAAAUGCCCCAGAUAUGAUAGCCUAGAUCUUGACUGGAACAUGGGUUUAGGGGAGGCUUACUCGGAGGCGUGUGGAUAACCACAAAAGCCAUGGAAAAGAGCUCACUCACCACAUUCGAUUAACCCUACUUUACAACCUUAGCUAGGAGGAUUCGACCCUAGGCAACCAUCUCUCUCUAGCGUCCUCCCAACCACUUGGUUGGUUGUUUGUUUUGCCUUAGGAGUAGGUUAAUUUAGCUAAAACCCCUCACCAAACUUCCACCCCGAUUAGAUAGUAGUUCGAAGCGAAGUAUAAUACACUUAAGGAUCCCUUGGAAUACGAUCGAGCCACUUUACUACAACCCUAGAUAUGUUAUACUUGGCUUAGUUAGGAUUGAUUGGAGAGUGUGUUUCGACUUUAUAAAUUUAAAGCUCGAUCGAGCACCGGAGCACGAUCAGUGACGAAGAGUGUCAUUCAUCUCGUCUCCAUCAAGAUUUCUUCACUUAAUCUAGUUGUGUCACUAUAGCUUUCUUCUUCAUUUGUUAGCAAACAACGUUACCAAACUAGAUCGAAACCUUUCUCUCAUCGAUCAUCUACUUAGCAACACAUUUGUUUCCUUUCACAAACAUCACCAUUUGCAUAGCAUUCACCAUGACUAUUUGUAAAUAGCCCGAAUUUGAGACUUCUGAAGCCGUUAUAUUUUAUAAAAAAUCAUUAUUCUGUUAUUAUUUAAAAUUAUAAAUGUAGUAUUAUAUAUGGCUUGUAAUAAUAUGUUUUUUGGUUGAAAAUGUUUAUGGUUACCCGAUUGGUUUUAUUAGGAUCGGUGUUGUCAAAACCGAACCGGACAUCGAUCCGGAUAUACGAGAGGUUUAAGAGUUAUCGGAUAACCGUUGAUUAACCAGUAUUAAAAACCGGACAUAAACCGGAACUAACCUACUUGGUGGAGCUAGUAAUGCAAAGUCAAAAUUGAUUAUUGUCUAUUUUUUUCUCAGUUUAUGAUAAUAUCUCAAAAUUAAAAUUGGAAACAUAGGUGGCAGCUAGGCAGGAGAAAUAUAAUGUGAUGAUUUCUUUUUCCCAUUGAUUUAGUUACUUUUUUUAACUUUUUAAUUGAAGGAAGCAUUAACUAGGCGGCGGUCUUUCUUUUCCAUUGAAAAAGUAAACAAAAAAAUGAACU
Linum trigynum is the source of this 2824-nucleotide messenger RNA. The record is from the annotation of a GenBank genome assembly. Lineage: Eukaryota; Viridiplantae; Streptophyta; Magnoliopsida; Malpighiales; Linaceae.